This is a messenger RNA of Quercus robur (English oak), 1277 nucleotides long. Its product is annotated as polyadenylate-binding protein 6-like. The transcript has 3 exons. Lineage: Eukaryota; Viridiplantae; Streptophyta; Magnoliopsida; Fagales; Fagaceae. Gene Ontology annotation, molecular function: RNA binding. The record is from RefSeq and is a predicted model, not a curated record. Bases 230 to 1075 code for a protein of 281 amino acids. Gene Ontology annotation, biological process: mRNA splicing, via spliceosome. Gene Ontology annotation, cellular component: nuclear speck.
CUCAAAUUCAAAAUUCCCUUCUCUCUCUCUCUCUCUCAAACACCAACGGUCGAAUUCCACCUUUCUCUCAAACACCAACGGUCGAAUACCACCGUUCUUUCUCUCUUACGAACACGAACACCACCACCACCACCACCACCACUCUCUCUCAACACCACCACCACCACCACCACCGCCACUCUCUCUCACAAACACCACCACCAUUCUCUCUGUCUCUGUCUCCACCACCAUGGGUAUUAAGGGCCCAAUGCCUCCUAACACCUUAAGGGUGUCGAACAUCGGUGAGGAUGUCUCCGAAGAAGACCUACACCGACUGUUCUCAAAUUUUGGGCGGUUGGAAUGCAUCGAAUUCGAAACGUCUACUUGCGCCUUGGUGAAAUUCAUUAACUUUUACCACGCAAGGGAGGCAUUAGAAAAUCUGCAGGACACCAAAAUGGAGGGAAGGGAAUUGACUAUUGUAUGGAAUGAAUUUCAAUCGCCGUCCAUUAGUUCUAAAGUUUGGGUUAGAAUUGAUGGACCUUUCCUUGAUGACCAGGAAUUGAAUGACCUGUUUUCUGUCUAUGGAUUUGUCCGCCAAUGCAAGUUUUCUGGACGUAGUGGCAAGAGGAGAGGUGCUGUAUCAUUUGAGCUAGCUAGUGCGGCUGAUUCUGCUGUGCAUGAUCUAAAUGGUACAACAAUAUAUGGCAGAAAAUUCUAUGUCGCUAAAUUUGUGAGAAAUAUGGGGGAUGUUGUGGCGGCCUUAGAUCAUACAGCAGCUCAAGAGCCAAUUAAAUUGCCGUCCAUCUACAAGUUUGAAGGCAUGGAACUUGAAUUCGUUGCUAGCAUUGAAAUGGACUCUAUCAGGACUGUAGCUGAUUUCCUUCUAGUGCUGCAUGACUUGUGGGGCUCACCAUUAGCAGUGGGGUUAAGCCUAAAUUGUCCUUGGCCCGGUUAUCAUGCGAGGUACUAUCAUGCAAAUAGCAGGACUUACGAGCCAGUCCUUGUGGAAGAGGUGGACAUGUUUAAUGAAGAUGAUCCAUUUACACUUUGGUUCUUGUCCAGUGUGAAACUUGUUGUUAUUCAUAAGGUGGACUAGAUAUUGAUUGAGAGAACUAGCAAAGAAAUUUUUGCUGCCUAUAGGAUUUUUUGAUUGAGAGACAUACUAUAUUUUUGAUUGAGGAACUGUUAUACUACAUUUUUGUUUACUAAUUUGAAUGUGUUGCUUAAUGAAAAGGAAAUGGGAGAUUCAAACUGGUGACCUUAGCUUAAUGAACCAUGUUCCCCAACCAAUUGUGCUA